Molecule: messenger RNA, 1261 nt
Organism: Hyalella azteca
Lineage: Eukaryota; Metazoa; Arthropoda; Malacostraca; Amphipoda; Hyalellidae
Product: protein O-mannosyl-transferase TMTC1
Exons: 2
Biological process (GO): protein O-linked glycosylation via mannose
Molecular function (GO): mannosyltransferase activity
Source: RefSeq, a predicted model, not a curated record
UCAGACAUAUUGCGCUUGGAAUAUCGGACAUACUACGGUAAUUACUAAACGACAUGUGCAACACUGCAACGUCCUCUAAACCAUGUGUGCUUUUAAAAAUGCGAUUCUUUAGAUUUUCCAUAUAUUUCUUGGAGCUUCCUUACUCACUUUUAACAUACAAAUAUAAAAAUUAAAAAGUUACUCAUGGCGCGUAACGCGUUGAACCUAAUAAAUAUUGAAUGUCAGGUACUGCUUUGCUUUAUUUGUAAACGUAAUUUUCAAUCACCUCUACUUUGUAUCAUUAAACUUUCAUCUUAACAGAGUUAGAUCCAUUUCUUGGUGACGUCAAACUUUUUCAAAACCUUCAGAAAAUCGAGCUGUGCGUAGCUGAAUUGCUUCCAUAUGAAACUUCAUGAAAGAUUUGUUUGUGCACACAAAACUUUUUGCCUGCCUUUUCAGAGAGAAAACUUUUGUGGGUGAAGAAGUUUUUAGCAGUGUCGUGGACAGGAAAGAUGUCCCGCCUAUGCUCCUGGACUCGAGGUCGUUACUUAACUCACGUGCCUGUGAUAAUACCAUUUUAUGUACAACAGAUAGUCUUGUGAACAUGUCACCUGCCGACGGCAUAGCAGUGAAAUGGAGAACUCAUUUUGAUAAUAAUGGACACGCAAAGUUCAACUCUGUUCGGGAAUGUGCAAGUAGCAUGCAUAUCAGAAACACGGGUCGUAGAAAGUCUCCCGAUAAACACAUUCAAAGAAAUAAUUGUCAUUGCUGCUGCUCGAUUUGCGGUGGCAGUGGCGAUGCAAUUGUUGAGGUUAACAGAAGAUCACGGCAUUCGUCACAGUCAAACUGUGACCGCAGAAAUGUCGGAGACUCUAACCAGCAAAACCUAACGUGGCUUUAUAUGAUCGUGUGGCUUGUGAGCGUCUUGCCGUACAUUAAUGGGCUCACAGGUGAGUUCGUUCACGAUGAUCUCAGCGCCAUUACCUCAAAUCCUGACGUCACCGGAGCCAAUCCUCUCUACCAAGUUUUUCUCAACGACUACUGGGGCAAGCCGCUGUCGCAUCCUCUGUCCCACAAGUCCUACAGACCUCUAACAAUUCUCACGUUCAGGCUGACGCACUCCCUAGUGGGUCUGUCCUCUGCGUGGUUCCACCUCGGCAACGUGGCGCUACACGCGCUGGUCUGCCUGGUCUACACUCGCCUUCUCACCCGCCUGCUUUCCCCCCAAGCUGCUCUCUCCCCAGCCCUCCUCUUUGCCACCCACCCCAUCCACACCGAAGCA